GCGGGGCCGGCCGCCGGCGCAGGGUUGGGGGGCGCAGCGCGGCGGGCGUAGGUCUAUGUCGCGGGCAGCGGCGGCGGCGGCGGCCGCGGAGGGACGAUGCGCGAGUACAAAGUGGUGGUGCUGGGCUCGGGCGGGGUCGGCAAAUCCGCCCUGACCGUGCAGUUCGUGACCGGCACCUUCAUCGAGAAAUACGACCCCACCAUCGAGGACUUCUACCGCAAGGAGAUCGAGGUGGACUCGUCGCCGUCGGUGCUGGAGAUCCUGGACACGGCGGGCACCGAGCAGUUCGCGUCCAUGCGGGACCUGUACAUCAAGAACGGCCAGGGCUUCAUCCUCGUCUAUAGCCUCGUCAACCAGCAGAGCUUCCAGGACAUCAAGCCCAUGCGGGACCAGAUCAUCCGAGUGAAGCGGUAUGAGAAAGUGCCAGUCAUCCUGGUUGGGAACAAGGUGGACCUGGAAAGCGAGAGGGAGGUGUCCUCCGGCGAAGGCAGGGCCCUGGCGGAGGAGUGGGGCUGCCCCUUCAUGGAAACGUCUGCCAAGAGUAAAACGAUGGUGGACGAACUCUUUGCGGAAAUCGUGAGGCAGAUGAACUACGCGGCGCAGCCGGACAAGGACGACCCGUGCUGCUCCGCCUGUAACAUUCAAUAGCACCCGCGGCCGCCGGCUGUCCUGGUCGGGAGCCGCCCCACGUCGCGGGCGCUGCAGACCUCGCCCGCCGGGCUGCGGAGCCCCCAGGACGCGUGCCGUGCUCUCCAGGGGAGGAGCAGCCCUUGUCGGGAGUGGAGCAGGGAUUGUCUGCCGAUGUCCCCGAGGAACAUUUGGCUUCAUAGCCCCGGCGUCCACCACUGCCCUCGGUCUGCUCCCGGCACCUGCAGCUGAGGGCGGAGCCAGUCCCUCGGCAGGGCGGGGUCUCCUUGGACCGGAGGAUGGCGCUGUCACCCAGGGGACAGACGCAACUAUGGCAUCCAUUGAAAAUGACCAUGGGAGAGAAACCAGAAGAAUUCCUAUGACCGCUCACAAUUAAAAUAUUUUGUCUUCUUAAAAAAAAAAUAAUAAUAAGUAAAGGAGAAAUAUUUUCCUACGAGAGUACUGGAUUUCAGGAACUGAGAUAGUGCUUCUAACCAAUGUAUUGCGUCAAGUAAGAUAGUAACAGCUGACCUGCCAGCAGCAUUAUGAGGAGAGAUCCUUUGCUCAGCUGACACCUUUCUGUUUUUGAGACUCGAUGCUUAAUUGUCGAUGUUAUCCUAAUUUGUGACACAGAACUAACUCACGCAUCAGUCCCUGGUAGAGCGAAAGUUAGAACAGGUUGUGUCAAAAAUACAGCCUGGCUUCAGAAUGUGUUACCACCUGCUUUGCCCAGAAAAUGGAGACUCUCACAAGGGUUUGAUCCGGAUUGAAACCCCAGACCGACUCUCUUGUUAACCAAGCAGGGAAGGUCUUUUACUUUACUGCACAAGAAGGAAGCAACUGUGAUGAAGAGAGAUUGCCUAGCCUUACUAACGAGAAGCGUUCUAGUAGAUGAACUAGCACCACCAUGUACGGAAAACGAAGCCAUGUUGCAGCUACAGGUUCCCGUUUGCAGAAAAAAACCUCCCAGGACAGUACAAAUAUCUAGCAUUUUUCCGUUCGUUAUAGCAGCAGAUUCCUUCUUGCCUUUAAGGGCUAUGGUUGUGGUGUGAUUCUUGGCUAACCUGCUUUCAAAAUCAGUUUUUGCUGUAGCAGAGCUUUAUUGCAGGCAUUUAAAACAUGGAAUAACCAUGUGAAAUAAUUUGGGCUUCAAAGUAGAACAUAAAUUAUAGAGUGGAAGGUAAGAGACAAAAAACAAAAACAAAAAACACCUUUAUCUUUCAUUUUCCUGGAGAAUUAUAUAUAAGGUUUUCUUAUAACAAUUUUGCCCUGAUUCCUGAAGUGGCAAAUAAAGCUAGAGUGAAUAUUUUGUUUUGAAAAGGUGCUCAAGUUCUGACAUUUUUGGUUCUUACAGCCGUAAAGUAUUUAUCAUUUGCAUGACUAAUGGCACAGGAAAAAUCUAUUCGUUAAGUUUUACAAUCAAGUGCAGAAGGGUUUUCAUCUAACUUCAGAGUUACAGAGGCUAAGGAGAGUACCUUGAGCUGAUCCUCUGGAGAGAAAUUUGGCCUUCAGAACUGCAAUAGCACUGAGCCUGUGAUCUACAUGCUGCCCCCACAUUUUGUUGGUUUCACACUUGUGCAAGUAACUUCUGGUCUGACGUGUGUAACUGAGCGAAGAGUGUGUUUGUGUGUGCAUGUGUGUUUACUGUUCCUAAGAAUUUGGCACAAGUCAGCUAAUUGCCUAUACUAAGAAUGUGUACUGCAGAAUAUAGUGUAUCAAAAACAUUUUUUUCUUUUCAGUUGGUUUUUUUAUGCAAUUUUUGUUUAUUAUGGAAAUCAUUGGUAGCCCCCUUCCCCCAAGUGUUUAGUAAACUGGCAUUAAGGUUGGAGGAGAGAAAAGAGGUGGAUUGUACUUUUCAUAGCUGAGAAAACAGAGCUAUGUGAAUAAAACCAGGCUGUGGUUAUCAAGUCUUUGAAUUGUGAAUAUUAGCAUUCUUUGAUGAGUUUUUUUGUUUUUUUUGUUUUUAAUAUAUAAUCCCCAGUUAUGAAGCACCUUGGUUAUGGAAGGAAAAGUUCUAACCAUUUUUUUGAAACAAAUUUCAUCAUGUAAAAGGUGAUUUGACUCAAUCAUGUAGAGAAAUCACAUUCGGGAAGUGAGACUCUUAGCUGAAAUAUUUGUUCGUGCAUUGUCUGAGUUUUGACGCCUCUAACUUCUCAGAAUGAUUCUGGUUUUUAGAAUUCCAUAUUUAAUAGCAGUUGAUGACAACUAAGACUACGUGUUAGAAACAUCUAUAAAAGUUCUACUGUUUUACAUUGUGGAUUGCUAUGCAGACAAGAAAAAUAAGUUAAUAUGAAAGAUGUGGCACGAUUUAAGGUGGAAAGGAUUAUCUACAAAUUUGGGUUUUAGGUCAAAGUGUUUGUGUCCGACAGACAGGUGGUUUUUGACUGUAAAGAUGUCGACAACUGAUUCGGCUGUCUGAUCAGUGUUGCCUCACAGCCCUCCACCUCUAGCGAGAGAGCAGCCAAGUUACCCAGAAACGUGGAAACCCGGCAUGUGUUUCACUGCUGGUAUUUCAUCUGGUAUGACUAUAACUCAGCUUGAAUGAAUGUGUUUGUUGAGAUGUUGAUACAACGCUCAAGAAGAGGAAGAAUAAAUUUGUUGGCACAUGAAAUAAUAGUGGCUGAAAGUUGGUGAUCUUGUGUCACUAUUUAUUUUUUGCCCUGAUCAGACUAGCAGCUAGAUAAGUGAAAGUUUUUCUAACAUGCCUUAAAAAUGUUAUGGUUUGAUCCAAAGACCCGCUUUUUCUUUAGCUAUUCAGAUAAGGUCUUCUUUUUUUGUUUUGUUUUGUCACGUUUUAUACAAAGGCAUUUUUAAAGGUUUUGUUGCUGUUGUUGUCGUCGUUCUAUGUUGCAAAUUUUGGGGGUUCUUUUAAGCUGUGACAGUGAUGGUAACUGAUGCUUUUCGUUUUGCUCAACUUCCUCAAAACAAGCCAGCAUCUGAUCAAAAGUGUUACAUAAAAUCUUCCUUAAAUGAUUGAAAGGUGCUUUGAUGAUUUUCAACUUUGGUUUGUAGAAUUAGAACUGAACUUCUGACUCUAAUCGCUACAGUUGCCAUCCCUUUUCUGUGAUAAAACUACUGAUAUUUGCUUUUCUGUAUAAAAAAUGUGGCCUAAGGAUGUCUGCUGUUUGUUUUCCAGAGUUGUCCUGUGGGAGUGUUGUCUGUAUGUCUGAACAUGAAAAUGCUUUCUUGCUUGUUGCCAUUGGUUUCUUUGUUUGUUUGUUUCGCUUUUUCGUGUUGUUUGUUGUUCUUCUCAGUAGUCUUCUUGUGUUAGCACUUCUAAGCUUUAACUGUCUCCUUAGCCAAUCAAAUGUUCAAGACUAUGGGGGUCUUUUUUUUUUUAAUUAAUGUGUCAUUGUGCAUCUGUUAAAUCUUGAUCAGGGUUUCAAGAAUGACUGCAGUGGGUUUUGGAAACAGACUUAUCAUUAUUGAUUUGGGGUUUCCCAGAGAUAAAUAUAGUUCACAGUUAAUUGUUGAGCUCUAAUACAACUGACCAUUUAAAAGUGAACAGCAGUUUAUUGUUUCGUAACAAUGUCAGUUGUUAAACCUUGACAUUUCAAUUAAAACAUGAAUUGUAGUUAUAACUCAAUGCAAAUUCAACAGUUGUAUUUGGAGUUAAAUUAUUUUAACAAAUAAAUUUAUUUAAUGAAA
Sus scrofa (pig) is the source of this 4275-nucleotide messenger RNA. RefSeq names its product RAP2A, member of RAS oncogene family (gene RAP2A). The record is from RefSeq and is a predicted model, not a curated record. Gene Ontology annotation, cellular component: membrane. NCBI's taxonomy places the organism in Eukaryota, Metazoa, Chordata, Mammalia, Artiodactyla, Suidae. Gene Ontology annotation, molecular function: GTP binding; GTPase activity. Gene Ontology annotation, biological process: Rap protein signal transduction.